AUGCCUGCCACCCCAGAUAUCACCGAUUACUCACCCCACCAUCCCGAUCCUUCACCUUUGGUGCCAACAGCUACCAAUCUCAUCUUGAUCGACAACUAUGACUCCUUUACUUGGAAUGUCUACCAAUACUUGGUGCUUGAAGGUGCCAAUGUGACGGUGUUCAGAAACGACAAGAUCACCAUCGAUGAACUUAUUGCGAAAAAGCCAACCCAAUUGGUGAUCAGCCCCGGCCCAGGGCACCCAAAUACCGAUUCGGGUGUCAGCCGUGAUGCCAUCAAGCACUUCGCUGGCAAGAUCCCCAUUUUUGGAGUGUGCAUGGGGCAACAAUGCAUCUUCGAUGUGUAUGGUGGCGAUGUGAGCUUUGCUGGUGAGAUUCUUCACGGCAAAACAUCACCGCUGGUCCACGACUCCAAGGGUGUCUAUGCUGGUCUUGCCCAGGGUCUGCCCGUCACCCGCUACCACUCGCUGGCUGGUACUCAUGUCACCCUGCCCGAGUCUCUCGAGGUCACCUCCUGGAUUGCCAACGAAGAUGGCUCCAAGGGCGUCAUCAUGGGUGUUCGUCACAAGGAGUACACCAUUGAGGGUGUGCAGUUCCACCCUGAGAGCAUUCUAUCCGCCGACGGACGCCUCAUGCUCAAGAACUUCCUCCACAUGCAGGGAGGGACCUGGGCUGAGAACGAGCGCCUGGAGAAGGCCGCUCAAGAGAGCAAGAAUGCCGUGAUCGUACCCAAGAGCGACGCAAAGCCAGCCCCGCCAAAGAACAACAUCCUCCAGAAGAUCUACGCUCACCGGAAAGCCGCCGUCGCCGCCCAGAAAGAGAUUCCUUCUCAACGGCCCUCUGAUCUGCAGGCCGCCUACGACUUAAACCUCGCACCGCCCCAAAUCUCGCUCGUCGAUCGCUUGCGCAACUCCCCAUUCGACGUCGCCCUUGCUGCCGAAAUCAAGAGAGGGUCGCCCUCCAAGGGCAUCUUUGCGCUUGACAUCGACGCACCCAGCCAGGCCCGCAAGUAUGCGCUUGCCGGCGCCAGCGUCAUCUCGGUUCUCACCGAGCCGGAGUGGUUCAAGGGGAGCAUCGAGGACCUCCGGGCCGUGCGCCAGGUCCUCAACGCCAUGCCCAACCGGCCGGCGGUUCUCCGGAAGGAGUUCAUUUUUGAGGAGUACCAGAUCCUCGAGGCAAGGCUUGCAGGCGCCGAUACCGUGCUGCUGAUCGUGAAGAUGCUAGAUUUCGAGCUCUUGGAGCGGCUCUACGAGUACUCGCUCUCUCUAGGCAUGGAGCCGUUGGUCGAGGUGCAAAACACCGAAGAGAUGGCCACCGCGAUCAAACUGGGGUCCAAGGUGAUCGGCGUCAACAACCGCAACCUAGAGAACUUCGAGGUUGACCUCGGCACAACCGGUCGGUUACGCAGCAUGGUACCCAAGGACACCUUCCUGUGCGCGCUCAGUGGCAUAAACUCCCACCAAGAUGUCCUCGACUGCAAGCGGGACGGCGUCAACGGCGUGCUCGUCGGCGAGGCCAUCAUGCGCGCCCCCGACGCCUCCAAGUUCAUCCGGGAACUCUGCGCCGGCCCCGAAGCGCCCGCGCCCCAAUCCGCCACCAACCCCCUGCUGGUCAAAAUCUGCGGGACCCGAACCGCCGAGGCCGCCACCGAGGCCAUCAAAGCCGGCGCCGACCUCGUCGGCAUGAUCCUCGUCCCCGGCACCAAACGCUGCGUCUCGCACGAGACCGCCCUCGCCAUCUCCGACGCCGUCCACAGCAGCCGAAAGAACCCCACCACCACCACCGCUUCAGAAACCAUCCAAGUCCUCCCCGCCGCCACCGACUUCUUCACCCUCACCAGCGAAGUCCUCCGCAAGCAGGGCCCGCUCCUCGUCGGCGUGUUCAUGAACCAGCCCCUGGCGGACGUGCUCGAAAAGCAGCGGCUGUACAACCUCGACGUGGUCCAGCUGCACGGCGACGAGCCGCUCGAGUGGGCCAGCCUGAUCCCCGUGCCGGUCGUGCGCAAGUUCAGGCCGGGCCAGAUCGGCCUCGGCGUGCGCGGGUACCAUGCCGUGCCGCUGCUGGAUUCGGGUGCGGGAUCGGGGAAGUUGCUGGAUAUUGAGGCGGUGAAGGCGGCGUUGGAGCGGGAUCGCGGGUUGUCGGUUUUGUUGGCCGGUGGGCUGGGACCGGAGAAUGUGGUUGAGGCGGUGGCUGCGCUGGGACCGCUGGCGGAGAGGGUGCUGGGUGUAGAUGUUAGUAGUGGGGUGGAGGUGGAGGGUAAGCAGAGCUUGGAGAAGAUUAGGGGGUUUGUGAAGGCGGCGAAGGCUAUUCGGUAG
Chaetomium globosum CBS 148.51 is the source of this 2313-nucleotide messenger RNA. RefSeq lists its product as uncharacterized. Gene Ontology annotation, cellular component: cytosol. NCBI's taxonomy places the organism in Eukaryota, Fungi, Ascomycota, Sordariomycetes, Sordariales, Chaetomiaceae. Gene Ontology annotation, biological process: L-tryptophan biosynthetic process. Bases 1 to 2313 code for a protein of 770 amino acids. The transcript has 2 exons. Gene Ontology annotation, molecular function: anthranilate synthase activity; indole-3-glycerol-phosphate synthase activity; phosphoribosylanthranilate isomerase activity. The record is from RefSeq and is a predicted model, not a curated record.